Molecule: messenger RNA, 1779 nt
Organism: Paramormyrops kingsleyae
Lineage: Eukaryota; Metazoa; Chordata; Actinopteri; Osteoglossiformes; Mormyridae
Source: RefSeq, a predicted model, not a curated record
ACGGUAGAUCAAUCCGUGUAUCAUUCGUUCAUCCGUUUUUCAACAUGAAACCAAAACAAAAAAAAACGGAAAACCACUCGUAUUUUCAGUUUUUGUUUCCAAAACCAAAACGACAAAACGGAUAAUGGCUCGUUUUCCGAUUUCCCAUUUUGUGCUCAAAUCAAAAAUGGAACAAACGGAUAACGAGCGCUCAUGUCCGAUUUUGUUUUUUUCAUUUGAGACAAACGCCGUGACCCGGAAAUGACGUCUGUACUUAUAGUAAAACAAGCGCGAACAAUACAGCUGCGAGAAAUAAAAUUAGCUAGUUUUACCAUCAUGGCCGGAUUGGAGGAUUGUGCAGAUGUAGUGAAAGAACUUUUUGAUAAUGGAAAAACGCAUGCUGAGAUUUCCAUCGCGCUGCAGCACUUAGGUGUUCAAACAUGCUCAGAAAUGUCAGUUCGACGGUUCUGUAUUCAGCACCAACUACAGAGAAAAAGGCAUGUGUCUGACACAGACUUGGAAACAGCCAUUGUAUCAUCAAUACAUAAGACGGGCUCGUCUUAUGGACGAAAGUUCAUGACAGGAUACCUGUCAUCAGUGGGAGUUAGAGCAGGAGAAUGUCGAGUGGGAAGAAUUCUCAAAGAUGUGCACCAACCAUAUAACGAGGAGCGUCGCAAGGGAGCACGUAACUUAAACCCUGUUCCUUACAAUGCGGAGUAUAUGGGCCAUAAACUCCACAUGGACCAGAAUGAGAAGAUGGUAAUGUUCGGGGUCACACACGUCCUGGCUGUGGAUGGCUUCAGCAGCAAAAUUGUUGCUGAAGCAACAAUGCCAGUGAAGAACAACCUUGUUAUUUAUGAGGACAUUUACAGAGUAGCAGUUGCCAACAAUGGCAUGUGGGACCAAGUCAGAGUAGAUCAUGGCAGAGAGUUUUACCUGGCUCUGUAUAUGCAAGAGAAGCUUGCUCAACACCGACACAACAUUGACAGGCAGCCUUAUGUGCAGACAGCUUCUUCAAGGAAUCUUCGUGUGGAAAGAAUUUGGCCAGAAGUUAAUAAUCGGGUAAACUAUCCCAUUAAACAGGCCCUCGUUCACUUGCUGGACCAAGAGUUGCUCAAUAUGGAGGAUAAUGUGACCAAAUUUUGUGUCUCCAACCUGGCAUGCCAAGUAAGCCAAAUUGGACUUGCAAGAGUUGUGCAGUCCUGGAAUUGUCAUAGGAUACCAGGCAGAGGGAUACCAAACCAGCUUGCCUCUGCUGGUUGUCCAGCAAGAAUCUCACAGGAACUGCUGCCCACUGCUGCAGAGGCAGCAAACAUGUACGAGCAGGAGUUGAGGUCCUCCCUGACUUGGGUGUCUGCCUUUGCAGUUGACCCAUUUUCAUCUGAGGAAGAUAGAUGCCGUGCAGAACAGCUGUUUGGAGAGAGCUUUCCAGACAUAUCUCUUCUCUUUGACACAGUGGUCAACAAUGACCGUAGAGUUUUUCAGGAGGCACUGUUUUAUCUCAUCAACAUUACAGAGAGGUAUAUGUAAGAUAAAUAUACACAGGGGAGUGAUCAUUCACAUUUGUUAUAUGUAUAUAUUUGUAUAUGUAUGUUAAUCUGAUGUAGGUAUGUUAAUGAUGCUUUUCAUGCAAUUUUGGGUAACUACUUGAUUAUUUUUGUGUGUACUUACCUUUGCAUAGGAAAUUUUUUAAUCAUUACAUAUAACAAAGGAUUCUGAACUUACAUUUUUGUAAAAUUACAAUAUUUUGAGGUAUUGUAACCUCAAUUUUAGUUGAAAUAAAUACCAGUUCUCUUGAGA